Molecule: messenger RNA, 2463 nt
Organism: Gasterosteus aculeatus aculeatus (three-spined stickleback)
Lineage: Eukaryota; Metazoa; Chordata; Actinopteri; Perciformes; Gasterosteidae
Product: solute carrier family 41 member 2
Biological process (GO): monoatomic cation transport
Cellular component (GO): plasma membrane
Molecular function (GO): monoatomic cation transmembrane transporter activity
Source: RefSeq, a predicted model, not a curated record
GUUACACUAUGAUGCUGUUAGAUUACAGGACACAGGGUUUUUAUCCUGCAAUCUGUCUUAUAACACGCUAUAUUUCAAUAUGCAUGACAUGGACAUUAUAGAGUCGUGUGUGUGUGCGCGCGCGUGCGUGUGUGCGUGUGUGUGCGUGCGUGCGUGUGCGUGUGUGUGUGUGUAAAGGGCAGUCAGGAUAAUGUCACUCUAAAGAGUCUGCAUAACAUCCCGAGGACGACAGAGUCCACAAGGAAGAGUCAUGGUUGGCAGAAGAGUGUGAGAAUAGAAGCCUUCUUCUGCUAUGGUUUAACAUUAACGGCCAAAAGGUUUGUGACCAGCGUCGGUGCGAAGCUGUUUCUCUGGACCCAGAGGAGUAGAAAUAACAUUCUGCCAGCUUUUCACCAUGGUUGACCCAGAGCUUGGAGAUGAAGCCCUGUCCCCGAGUGGCUCCGUGGGCCGAGGCAUCUGCCAACAGACUGGAUCCGACCGGUCCCAGUCACAAACCUACAGUCCACGAGAUUUUAGUUCUAAUGGGAGCGUUUCACCACUUGACCCCAGUCUCCAUUAUGAGCCACAGGAGACAGACUUUCUGCUCCCAAAUAUGCUGUACGGUAGGUCAACAGUCAGCGGACCCCCGAGAGCAAAAGAUGCAGGUGGCUCCGGUGCGCCUGCUGAGUCAGUCUGUUGUAUGGUGCUUCAGAUCCUGGUGCCUUUUGUCCUGGCCGGGCUCGGGACCGUCUCUGCCGGGAUGCUGCUUGGACUGGUUCAGCAGAACUGGGACGUGUUCCAGGAAAUCCCAGAGAUCUUCAUCCUAGUCCCUGCCGUGUUAGGCAUGAAGGGGAACCUGGAAAUGACUCUGGCCUCAAGACUCUCCACUGCUGUGAAUGCAGGAAGAAUGGAAACCACGAGAGAAAAGUGGUUGCUGAUCAUUGGGAACCUGGCGCUCAAGCAGCUCCAGGCCACCGUGCUCGGCCUGUUGGCCUCUUUGAUGGCGGCUUUGCUGGGCUGGAUGGCAGAAGGAAAUGUUCCCUUAAACCACGUGAUGCUCCUAUGUUCAACCAGUGUUUCGACUGCCUUCAUGGCUUCACUGCUGCAAGGUAUUAUUAUGGUAGCAGUGAUCAUUGGCUCAAAGCGAAUGGGAAUCAACCCCGACAACGUGGCCACACCUAUGGCUGCAAGCUUUGGGGAUCUCAUCACUCUUGCCUCGCUGGUCUGCUUCAGCCAGUGGUUCUACUCCCUCAUAGACCUGUAUCCGCACGUGUUGUACCUGGUGGAUCUGUUGUUUUUGUGCCUGAUUCCUCUUUGGGUGGUCAUCUCCUCCAAACAUCCAGCCAGUCACAUCCUGCUCCGCACAGGCUGGGAGCCAAUUAUUACAGCUAUGGUCAUCAGCAGUAUUGGAGGACUUAUUUUGGACAAGACCGUGUCCAAUCCAAACCUGGCAGGAAUUAUAGUUUAUGCUCCGGUCAUAAAUGGUAUUGGAGGCAACCUUGUCUCCAUUCAGUCUAGUCGCAUUUCUACUCAUUUGCAUUUGAAUUACUCACCUGGAGAGGUUCCUGAAGACCGUACGGGUUGCUACAGCCCGUGCCGCACUUUCUUUGGUUCAGGAGCAAACCAUCGAUCUGCUCAGGUUCUGCUUCUGCUGGUGAUCCCAGGUCAGCUCAUCUUCUUACACGUCAUCCACCUGAUGAAAGGAGGCCAGACUUUGCCCAGUGCUCUCCUGACCGUUGCCUUCCUCUCUGCUUCCCUGAUUCAGGUCUUUUCCCUCUUGUGCGCAGCCGACUGUAUGGUCCAUGCUCUAUGGCGGAGGGGUAAAGACCCAGACAGUUACUCGAUACCUUACCUCACGGCCCUCGGAGACCUGCUAGGGACGGCUCUCCUCUCUCUUGCCUUCUUCAUGCUGUGGUGCAUCGGUGACUCAGGCAGUGUGUAGGUUCGCACUGUUUUGGUCCUGCCGCUGUUUUAAAGAAAAAUCCAACUGAUGCUGGGGGAGUAAAAACAUUUUUUGCAUGUGGUCCAUUUGAUCUUCCCCGCUCUAUUGAUAUGGCUCACUUUAAAAGGAAUGGCAGCACCUGAUAAAGGUAAUACAAAUCCCCUUAUCUGUUUGAGAGUCUUCUUCUUUUUAAGUCUGACCCUUUUCUCAGCAACCAGUUAAGAUAAGAGUCUUCUUCUUUAACAGAUUGUACUGUUUGUUAGUCAAAGGAAUAGUACCUCUGUGGUGAAAAUGAUGAGUGGAUGAUGUCCUUUUGAGAAAUCAAAUGUAUCUUAAGCUUAAGUAUUUACUUACUUAUUUAACUGUUUCUUGUCCUUGAGAGGAGGAAGAAGGACAAAGCUUCGAGUGUGAAGCUUUAAUACACAUCAGAAAAGUCUAUGUUGUCCUAUGUUGGACAACCCUGCACAAAAGAAGAAGGAGGGGUUACGCACUUCAACAAUGUAAUAGCAAUAAAUACAACUGUGAAUAAAAAUACAAAAUGU